AUGGAUUCAGCAAGAAGUUGGCUACAUAAAUUUCAACCUAGAGAAAGGUUGAGAUCAAAUACCAGAAGGAGGGAUUCAAUAAGUGAUGGUGAAGAUUCAAACAACCCAACCAUGGAUGAAGAAGCCUCAAAUAUAACAAAACAGAAAGUUGCUGCAGCUAAGCAGUAUAUUGAAAACCAUUACAAGGAACAAAUGAGGAAUUUGCAGGAGAGGAGAGAAAGGCGAAUCUUACUGGAGCAGAAAUUGGCUGAUGGAGAUGUUUCUGAAGAAGAUCAAAACAACUUGCUUAGAUUUCUAGAAAAGAAAGAAACUGAAUACAUGCGUUUACAAAGACACAAAAUGGGAGUUGAUGAUUUUGAGCUGCUCACAAUGAUUGGAAAGGGUGCAUUUGGUGAGGUCAGAAUCUGCAGGGAGAAGACAACAGCCACUGUAUAUGCCAUGAAAAAGCUUAAGAAAUCAGAAAUGCUACGAAGAGGUCAAGUUGAACAUGUAAAAGCCGAAAGGAAUCUCCUUGCUGAGGUGGACAGCAAUUGCAUAGUGAAACUAUAUUGUUCUUUUCAAGACAAUGAGUAUCUGUAUCUGAUAAUGGAAUAUCUACCUGGUGGUGACAUGAUGACAUUGCUCAUGAGAAAAGAUACCUUAACCGAAGAUGAAGCAAGAUUUUAUGUUGCAGAAACAGUAUUAGCAAUCGAAUCCAUCCAUAAGCAUAAUUAUGUACAUAGAGACAUCAAGCCGGAUAAUCUGCUUCUUGAUAGAUAUGGACAUUUGAGAUUAUCAGAUUUUGGAUUGUGUAAACCGUUAGAUUGUAGUACACUGGAAGAGACGGAUUUUGCCACAGGGGAUCAUGUCUCCAAUUCAACAGGUGAGGGCCAUUCUGCUGCUCCUAAACGCACACAACAAGAACAACUGCAGCAUUGGCAGAAAAAUAGGAGGACUCUUGCUUAUUCGACUGUUGGGACUCCUGAUUAUAUUGCUCCUGAGGUUCUACUGAAGAAGGGGUAUUCAUUGGAAUGUGAUUGGUGGUCUCUUGGUGCUAUUAUGUAUGAAAUGCUGGUGGGGUACCCACCUUUCUACUCAGAUGAUCCAAUGUCAACUUGUAGGAAGAUUGUACAUUGGAAAUCACAUUUGAAGUUCCCUCAAGAAGCGCAGCUUUCUUUUGAAGCAAAAGAUCUUAUCAGCAGACUGCUAUGUAAUGUCAAUCACAGGCUGGGUUCAAAAGGGGCACAUGAAAUAAAGGUUCAUCCGUGGUUUAAAGGUAUUGAUUGGGACAGAAUAUAUCAUAUGGAUGCUGCAUUUAUUCCUGAAGUUAAAGAUGAAUUGGAUACUCAAAAUUUCGAAAAGUUUGAAGAGUCUGAACACCAAAUUAAGAGUUCAUCAAGAUCUGGACCAUGGAGAAGGAUGCUUUCAUCCAAGGAUAUUAACUUUGUUGGGUACACAUACAAGAAUUUUGAGAUUGUAAAUGACUAUCAAGUCCCUGGAAUGGCUGAAUUGAAAAAGAAGAAAAAUAAACCAAAGAGACCAACAAUCAAGUCAUUAUUUGAGGAAGAACCAAGUCAAGAAUCAUCAUAAGGACACGUCUCAAUCAUACCAAGGGGUAAAAAUUGUUAUGAUCAC
Molecule: messenger RNA, 1614 nt
Organism: Lactuca virosa
Lineage: Eukaryota; Viridiplantae; Streptophyta; Magnoliopsida; Asterales; Asteraceae
Source: the annotation of a GenBank genome assembly